Messenger RNA from Sinocyclocheilus anshuiensis, 11598 nucleotides. RefSeq names its product heparan sulfate proteoglycan 2 (gene hspg2). The transcript has 84 exons. The coding region runs from base 318 to 10982 and encodes 3554 amino acids. The record is from RefSeq and is a predicted model, not a curated record. NCBI's taxonomy places the organism in Eukaryota, Metazoa, Chordata, Actinopteri, Cypriniformes, Cyprinidae. Gene Ontology annotation, molecular function: calcium ion binding; protein binding.
GCACUGAAGUGAUCAGUGCUGAAGUGCAUGCUGAACUUUCUGCUGCCCAUAGGAAAGUGGGACCAAGAGAACAAAACGGAUAUUCACAAGUCAACCAUCGGUUUCUCUUCGUGUUAUCUCACAAGGACUCAACAGCAGACGGAUUUCUUUCUUUUUUGGUAAAUGAAGUCCCACCAAGUGUGGGACGGAGAAGCGACUGCGGCCUUGCUGUAGAAGAAACGCUUCAAACUUGUGCGAAUAUAAUCCUCAGUGGCUUCACAAGUGACGGACUUUGAUUUUCCCAGCGGCGUGUUUGGAGUCUUGCUGGGUUGGCAGAAAUGGGAACGAGGAUACGUGCCCAUAAACUCACUCUUUUUAUCAUCCCUUUGAUAUUUACAUCGCAUCUGUUUAAUGUAGUUCAGAGCUCUAAAGUGUGGGAUGAGGUGCCCUUUCCAGAGGACUUAGAAGAGGAAAACAAGCGGCCGGGAGGUUAUGUGGAUGAUGAAGAGUACUAUGAUCCUUCAGGAGAUAUCAGUGGAGAAGAGGAUGGAAGCACCCCCGAGCCAAGCCCAGUUGAGCCAGGCAUGCCUAUAACAAUUUACUAUCGGGCGCUGGUGAACUUCACAAACUCCUUCCAGUAUGGGCCUGAACUUGAUGACAUCUACACUCCUGCUUUUGUAGAGAUAUCAUCUGCUGUCGUCGAUACGCUUGAGUCUGACUACAACAGGAUACCAGGACAGCAGACCGUCAAUGUGGUUCUCAUUAAGAAAAUCGGCAAAGAUGUGUUUGUGGAGCUGGAUGUCGGCUCAGAUAAUAAUUCUAAUGAAACACAGAUCAGAGAUGUCCUGUUCUCAGUGGUUAAAGAGGGCACAAUUGCCUCCUACGAUACCUCAGUAAUAGGUUUCCAAUUCAGACGGCUUGGAGAAGCUGAUACUCCCCCUCCUGUGGAGCCCAUCGUUGUGCCAGUGAUUCCCGUUCCCAGAGAAUGCUUGUCUGGCGACUUCAGAUGUCAGGAUGGGCUGGCGUGUAUCCCUCGGGAGUAUGUGUGUGACAAACGGCCUGACUGCAAUGACUUCAGUGAUGAAAUGAACUGUGCUGUUGUUCCUGUGCGCCCUACUCCACCUACACCUCCUAAAACCAGACCCCCACCUGGCCCGGGACCCUGCCGUGCAGACCAGGCCACCUGUCAGAAUGGACAGUGUAUCUCACGGGACUAUGUUUGUGAUGGCGAAACGGACUGUGCUGACGGCAGCGAUGAGUUCAAUUGUGGAACUCCAUCUCCCUGUGAACCCAAUGAGUUUAAGUGUCAGAACGGCCGUUGUGCCCUGAAACUGUGGCGUUGUGAUGGGGAUAAUGACUGUCAAGACAACUCAGAUGAGAUGAACUGCCCCACUAAAGGUCCAGGGGACACAUGUGCCCCGGAGCAGUUUGUGUGUUUGUCUGACCGCACAUGCAUUCCUGCCAGUUACCAGUGUGACGAGGAGCCGGACUGUGCCGACCGCUCUGAUGAAUACGGUUGUGCACCUCCCACUGUGACCGUCCCGCCGGAAGAGUCCAUCACGGCAGCGCGGGGCGACACUGUAACCUUUACUUGUUCUGCCAUUGGUGUACCUGUUCCCAUCAUCACAUGGCGUCUUAAUUGGGGACACAUACCAACCAGUAGCAGAAUCACAAUGGCCAAUGAGAAUGGGCGAGGAACGAUCACCAUCCGCGACGUGAAGGAAGGUGACCAGGGUGCAUACACCUGCGAGGCCAUCAACGCUAAAGGCCUUGUGUUUGCCAUUCCUGAUGGGGUCCUCAGCCUAUCUCAGAGACCAAACCCAGUUGUGUCAUCCUCUCUGUACGUGUUAGCAGGUAACUGCCGUGAUGGACAUUUUAGCGUGGGCGAUCACUGCAUGCCAUGCUUCUGUUUUGGCAUCACAAAGCACUGUCAGAGCACCGGUCGCUACCGCAGCCAAAUCACACUGCGCUUCACAGAGGACGAGGACUUCAAAGGAGUCAAUGUGUCAUUUCCUAGUCGUCCAGGCACCCAACCACCUCUCUCCUCCACUCAGAUGUUGAUCAAUCCAGAGAGUGAGGAGUUCCAGCUAGUGGAUCUGUCUCGCCGUUUCCUCGAUCAAGACUCCUAUUGGACUCUGCCUCGCCAGUUCCUGGGCAACAAGGUUGACUUGUAUGGAGGUUAUCUGAAUUUUAAGGUGAGUUACUCACUGCAGCGAGGUGGAUCGGAAUUAAAGGAGAAACCUGAUGUUGUGCUGAGCGGCAACGGGCAGAAAUUUAUUUACCGUAGAGGCGACCCCACUUUACCUGACACAAUCAACCAUAGACAGAUCAAGUUUACAGAGGAAAACUGGCAGCACUCCUCAGGACGAGCCGCAACUCGUGAUGACCUCAUGAUGACCUUGGCCAAUUUGGAGAGCAUCCACAUUCGCACCAUUUAUGACAACCGCAUGGCCAGUGUGGGCCUGAGUGACAUCAGCAUGGAGACCACCACCAAAGAGUUCACACAGCAAGGGAACCCGCGAAACGUGGAGGAGUGCAGAUGUCCUACUGGGUAUUCAGGCCUGUCUUGUGAGUCCUGCUCCCCUGGUUUCGAGCGGGUACCUGGACCCUACCUGGGCAUCUGUGCUGGCUGCAACUGCAAUGGUCAUGCCAGUGCCUGUGACCUUAUUAGUGGACACUGCCUGAGUUGUCAGCAUAACACAGAAGGACCUCAGUGUGACAAAUGCAAACCUGGCUACUUUGGUCACCCAAGUCGAGGAAGAUAUGAUGACUGCAAACCCUGUCCUUGUCCAUACACAGAGACGUCUCGACGGUUUUCUGAUACUUGCUUCCUGGACCAUGACAACCAGGCAACAUGUGACGCCUGCAGACCUGGUUAUACAGGGCGACGUUGUGAGAAAUGUGCUCCAGGAUAUGUCGGCAACCCUCUUCAGCCCAACGGCCAAUGUAUCCCUGCUGCUAGCCCGAUUACCAAGUGUGAUAACAGAGGAACCAUCAAUCCCAUCAGCAAACCAUGCUAUUGCAAGGCCAAUGUGGUUGGUGCUCUUUGCGAUGAGUGUAAGAAUGGCGCUUUUAAUUUGGCGGCUGAUAAUCCUGAAGGUUGCUUGCAGUGUUUCUGUAUGGGAGUGACUAAACAGUGUGCCAGUUCAACCUGGAGCAGAGAUCAGGUUCGAGGUGGUGUCAAUGGCCAGCUCUUCACACUUUCCAAUGCAGCAAAUACUAGGACCAUCUCUGAGGGCAUCACUCAGAGAGCCAGUGCAGAGGUGGUCUACCGAUCCUUCACCAGUAUCCCUAAUGACAUCUACUACUGGGUCCUGCCUCAGAGUUUUGGAGGGGACAAGGUCACAGCAUAUGGUGGAGAACUGCAGUACAGGAUGCAUUAUGAGCUGCAAGCUCGUUCACUAGUGCUUGAUGGACAACCAAAUGUGGUUCUCCAAGGCAACGGCAUCUUCCUGGAACAUUAUUCUCAGACCAGAACAUUUGCUGGAAAACCAGCCACCAUCACUGUGCCUUUUAGAGAGUCUGCAUGGAGACGGUCGGAUGGACAGCCAUGUACUAGAGAGCACCUGCUGAUGGCUUUGGCCGAUAUCAGCGUCUUUAUGAUCAGAGCCACUUAUGCAUACAAUAUGGCUGAGAGCAGUAUCUCCAAUAUACAAAUGGACAUUGCAGUGCCCCACUCUACAGGAAACGAAAGGGCUCUGGAGGUGGAGGAGUGUGCCUGCCCUCAAGGAUACACAGGACCUUCUUGCCAGGACUGUAAUGUUGGCUACACCCGUACACCUGGACUUUAUCUUGGCACCUGUGAGAAGUGUGACUGCCACGGGCAUGCCAGCGGCUGUGAGUCAGAGACUGGAGAUUGCCUGAAUUGCCUGCAUAACACAGUUGGGCGCCGUUGUGAAAAUUGCCUCCCUGGUUUCUAUGGAAAUCCAAAGACUGGUGAGCCACAGGCAUGUAGACCCUGUCCUUGUCUAGGACACUCCAGUAGCAAGCCUUCAUCUUGUUACUUGGACUCAGAUGGCCAGACCACAUGUGAAUGUCCUGCUGGUUAUACUGGAAGACGCUGUGAAAGAUGUGCCCCAGGAUAUACUGGCAAUCCCCAACUUGGACAAAGAUGCACUCCAGACAGCGGUAAUGGUGAUUGUUACCGCUGUGACCAAAGUGGUAGCGAAGGAUGUAGUUCAAAUGGAAUCUGUCGCUGCAAGAUGAACGUUGAGGGGUCAACAUGUUCCACUUGCAAGCAAGGGACCUUCUACCUCAGUCCUGCUAACAAAGAUGGCUGUCUGUCCUGCUUCUGCAUGGGCGUCACCCAGCAGUGCUCCAGCUCCAGAUAUUAUAGAGAUGUGGCUUCCACCGUUUUCGCCCCUGGCAACUACCAAGGUUUUGCUCUUGUAAACCGCCAGCGCACCAACCGCAUUGACAGUGACUUCUCCAUAGAGCUGUCCACAGAUGGAACACAACUCUCCUACACUAACUUUAACUAUCUUGGACAGGAGCCCCACUAUUGGCAGUUACCCAACGCCUAUCAGGGAGACAAGGUUGGCGCAUAUGGUGGAAAGCUGAAAUAUACCAUCUCCUAUGUGCCAGGACCCCGAGGUUCUCCAAUAGAAGAUGCUGAUGUUCAGAUUAUUGGUAAUGACAUCACGCUGGUGGCACGCCAACCAUGGAGAAGAGGGCAUGGAGCCCAAGAGUCACAGGACUUUGAGAUUGUUUUCAGAGAGGAACACUGGCAGCGUCCUGAUGGCAUGCUGGCAACCCGGGAACACCUGAUGAUGGUGCUCGCGGACCUCGAUGACAUCUUGAUCCGUGCCUCGUAUCACACAGAGAUGCGCUCAUCCAGUAUUUCGGGGGUCCGCAUGGAUAUCGCUGUGCCUGAGUACACUGGCCUGGCCCAGGCUUUGGAGGUGGAGCAGUGCCAGUGUCCUCCUGGUUACCGUGGUCUGUCCUGCCAGGACUGCACUCCUGGAUACACUCGCACAGGAGGAGGCUUGUACCUUGGCCACUGUGAGCCAUGUGACUGUAACGGCCACUCGGACUCCUGUCACCCAGAGACUGGCAUUUGCACAAACUGCCAACACAACACCAAGGGUGAGCUGUGUGAACAGUGUACUGACGGCUUCUUUGGAGAUCCAACUGCUGGAACCCCUGAGGACUGCCAAGCAUGUGCCUGCCCCGGCACUGACCCCGACAAUCAGUUCUCUCGUACCUGUGAAAGUCUGGGUAACGGAGGCUACCAGUGCACUGCCUGUCAGCCCGGCUACACCGGCCAGUAUUGUGAACGCUGUGCGCCUGGAUAUGUUGGAAAUCCACAAGCGAGAAUCCCCUGCCGUAGUGUUGCUGCGUCUCUAGUGGUGAAGGUGUAUCCAGAAAGGGUUCAGGUGGCACGGGGGCUUCCAGUUACUCUCAGGUGCCAGGUGUCUGGAUAUCCACCACACUAUUUCCACUGGUCCCGUGAGGAUGGACGCCCAAUCUCCAGCACAGCAGAGAGACGCAGACAAGGAGAGGAGUUGCAUUUUCCCAGUGUGCAGCCCAGUGAUGCUGGCGUCUACAUCUGCACCUGCCGAGACCAGCGCAGCUCCAAUAGAAGCAAAGCAGAAAUUGUUGUUACAACCUUACCAUCCAAACCUAUUGAAGUCUUUAUCGAGGAGCCCAAACGACAGAAUGUGGCGGUGGGAUCUACAGUGAGCUUCAUCUGCACUGCCAAAAGCAAGCUGCCAGCGUACACCCUGGUUUGGACCCGCAAAGGCAACGGCAAGCUGCCUAACCGGGCCAUGGAUUUCAAUGGAAUCCUGACCAUUCAUAACGUGCAGCCUGAGGACACAGGCAUCUAUGUUUGCACGGGCUCCAAUAUGCUUGGCAUGGAUGAGGGCACAGCCAGACUCUAUGUCCCAGAGGCUACUCAGUCACAGAUGUUUUACACAGCCUAUGAGAUGUUUGAAGGACAUAGAAAGCCUACUGAAGGGGCCCAGCCGGUGGCCACAGUAAAUCCACCUGUGCUGACAGUCCAACAGGGCCAGCGGGCAGAGUUCCGCUGCACAGUGACCGGCAACCCCACCCCUGCUGUGGAAUGGAUAGGAGGUCCUGGGAAACGGAUCAGUUCAAAAGCUGUCAUUCGUAAUGGGCUGCUGAUCAUCCCAUCUGUGGAUCACUCGGAUGAGGGCGAGUACAUCUGCAAGGCUCUGAACACACAUGGCGAGCACACAGCCCGAGGAGUUCUUCAUGUUCAAAGUACAAGUCAACCUCACGGUCUACCCCAUGUACAAGUGAGCCCUCCGCGGGUGGAAAUUCACGAGGGUGAGACUUUGCGGUUGUACUGCAGGGCCGUUGGCAGUCCCACUCCUGCCCUCACAUGGAAGAAGAGAGGUGGUUCACUGCCGCCACAGGCAAUUCCUUCUCAUGGUUUCCAUCAGUUUAAAAGCAACAGUCUCGAUGUGUUACAGAGACGUAUUGAGGAGCUACAGGCCCGCAUGGAGCGCACUGACAUCGGCACUCUCCUCGUACCCAAUAUCAGGUCGUCUGAUGCAGGCACAUAUCUCUGUGUUGGAACUAACACUGUUGGUUCCUCAGAAGCUCAUGUUGAGGUCUUUGUAAAAAGAGGAGAAAUCAUCCCCUCUGGAGUCACCAUCCAGCCCUCUAUUGCUUCUGUAAUGGAGGGAGAGACUCUAGAUCUUAAUUGCAUCAUCCCAGGAACCUCUCCAGCAUCUGUCAAAUGGAACAGGGCAGGCGGCCUGCUGUCAUCCAAUCAUCAGGUUUUGGGAGCUCAGCUGCGGAUCCUGCAGGCCUCUGCAGAUGACACUGGAGAAUAUAUCUGUCAGGUGGAGGACGGCCCAUUCCCCCGUCAGGCUUCUGUAUCUGUGUCUGUGACGUCCAGCUCCUCCCGUCUCCAGAGCCCCAUUAUCUCCAUUGAGCCACACAGCGCAGCAGUGAAGCAGGGCGAGUCAGCGAGCUUCAGGUGCAGGGUCCACAGCAGAGCCCAGCUGGUGCGCUUAGAGUGGAAACCCACCAACAACCUGCCUCUGCCAGAUAACGUGAAGUUUGGUCCUGACAAUUCACUCAUGACUAUUACCAAUGCCCAAGCCAAAAACCAGGGCACCUAUCGCUGUGUGGCCAGCAACCUGUUCGGAAUGACCCACAGCAUAGCUUCACUCAUCGUGAGAGAAUCUCCUAAGGCUGUAGUGACCCCUGCAGGAUCGGUGCGAAUCAGGGUCGGCGAUCCCAUCAAUCUCGAAUGCCAGGCCGCUGGAGAGCCAAGACCCUCUGUCAGAUGGCACAGACUAGACAACAACCGCAGAACGAUUCUGAGCAGCCCCGUGCCUGUCGAUUCCAGUGCUAUCAUGCAGAUCUUAGUUGCACGGCCGGAAGACAGUGGCACGUAUGUGUGCACUGUACAGAACAACCAGGGCACAACUGAAACUCGAGUAGAGGUGUUUGUUGAAGGAGGGCCUCAGGUGCCCACUGUUCCCCGUGCCAGCGUACGUGAGCCUAUGAUAGUUGUGGUAGAGGGAUCAACCGCAACACUUCAUUGCGACGCCCAUGGAUUCCCAAAGCCCACCAUCACGUGGUCUAAAGAACGGUCUUCUCUGCCUUGGAGACACAAGAUUGUUGACAACAGCCUGGUCUUACCUAAUGUGGGCCGUCAGGACUCUGGUCAAUAUGUCUGCAAUGCAACCAACCACAUGGGCACAAGUGAAGUCACCAUCAUGCUGGAAGUAGACUCCCCACCCUAUGCCACUUCCUUGCCCGAUGACGUGUCCGUGCGAGUGGGUGAAGUAAUCCGCCUGCAGUGCCUGGCCCGUGGCACCCCACCCCUGCGUUUUGAGUGGACUAAGGUCAAUGGCAGCUUGCCUCCUACUGCUCAGCAGCAAGGAGGAGACCUCCAGAUCAACCUGGCCAAGGAGAGCGAUGCUGGGACUUACAAGUGUGUGGCCAGCAACAAGGUUGGCAAGAGUGAAGCGCUGGCCAGAGUCUCUGUCCGAUCACCCCUGUCAGUGAAAGUGUCCCCACAGGUAGAAGUGAAGGCUCUGGGCAGCGCUGUGGAGUUUACCUGUGCUGCUAAAGGAGGGUCUCACGUUGAGAUUGAAUGGCUGAAGGAGGGGGGAGUUCUUCCACCAAAUCAUCACAUUAAAGACGGAGUGCUCAGAAUUGAGAACCUUGAGCAAAGCAAUGAGGGAAUCUACACCUGCAGAGCUACAAGUCUGUUUGGACAGGCUCAGGACAGUGGCAAACUCACCAUUCAAGCUCUACCCAAAGUGAUGAUCAAUGUGCGCACAUCAGUACAGACGGUGAUGGUGGGCAACUCAGUGGAGUUUGAGUGCCAUGCGAUCGGUGAUCCUGAGCCCACGGUGCGCUGGAGUAAAGUGGGAGGCUCUCUUCCCGAUCAUGUGGAAAUAAGGGGGAACAUCCUGAGGAUUGAUCAUGUGGUCGAAUCAGAUUCAGGACAGUACCGCUGCACAGCCACUAAUAAUGUUGGCUCGGAGUAUAACCAGGUGGUCCUUAAUAUCCAGUCCUUGCCUCAGAUUUCUGCACAGCCUGAGUCAAAGGACGUAACUGUUGGCUCUGAUGCGGUCUUGCCUUGCAUUGCAUCUGGAUACCCAGUCCCAACCAUCACAUGGUCAAAGGUGGAGAAUGAGUUGCCCCCUAAGUGCAGCCAGGAUGGCCAUGUCCUGACAGUCCCUGGUGUCACACACACAGAUGCAGGAACGUACGCGUGUACGGCUGCUAAUAAGCAAGGAAAAGUCGAGGCCUUCACCAGACUCGUUGUUCAUGAGAGAAUGAUGCCCUAUUUUACCCAGGAGCCACUCUCAUACCUCACACUCCACACUAUCAGAAACGCCUACCAUGCAUUCAGCAUCAAAAUUACCUUCAGGCCGGAUAAUGUUGAUGGGCUCAUUUUGUAUGCCGGUAUGAUUCUCUAUAAUGGACAAAAGAAGACCACCGGUGCUGACUUCUUAUCUUUUGGAUUGGUGGGGGGCCGUCCUGAAUUCAGGUUUGAUGUAGGCUCUGGUAUGGCAACUAUUCGUUACCCUACUUCCAUUAAACUGGGCGAGUUUCACACAGUGAAGCUGUAUAGGAAUGAGACUCAGGGCUCUCUUGUUGUGGAUGGAGAAGCUCCUAUAAAUGGAACCUCACAGGGAAAAUUCAAGGGUCUGGAUCUGAAUGAGGAUCUUUUUGUGGGCGGUUAUCCAAACUACAGCAUGCUUGCUAAAACUGCAGGCCUCGAGACAGGGUUUGUCGGCUGUAUCAAGCAGCUGAUUAUCCAAGGUGAAGAGAUCAUUUUCAAAGACCUUGAUAAAAGUUCCACCGGAGUUUCGAAUUGUCCCACUUGCAAGGAUCGCCCAUGUCAGAAUGGUGGCGUAUGUGAGGACUCUGCCGCCAGUCUCUACAAAUGCAGUUGCCCAAGAGGAUUCGCAGGGAGCAACUGUCAGCAUCACUCUUCCUUGCACUGUCACACAGAAGCCUGUGGACCAGAUGCCACCUGUAUUAACCGACCCAGUGGUUUGGGCUACGAUUGCCGAUGUCACUUGGGCAAGUCUGGAAACAAGUGCAUGGAUGGUACUCUGGUAACAACUCCAUUGUUUGAUGGCGACGAGUCUUAUAUUGCGUAUCCUCCUCUUACUAAUAUUCAUAACGACCUCCGGAUUGAGAUGGAGUUCAAGCCCAUGGAUUCAGAUGGGCUGAUGUUCUUCAGCGGAGGCAAAAAGAUGAAAGUGGAGGACUUUGUGAUGUUAUCCAUGGUGGAUGGACAUGUCGAGUUCCGAUAUGAACUUGGAACAGGUCAAGCUGUUCUGCGCAGUCAGGAGCCCGUGUCUCUGGGUCAGUGGCAUCGCGUGGUGGCGGAGCGGCUCAAUAAGGACGGCUCCUUGAAGGUGGACCACACACGAGAAAUCACAAGAUCGUCUCCAGGCAAGGCCCAGGGCCUUAAUAUCCACACACCCAUGUAUCUGGGAGGAGUGCCCAGCAUGGACAUCUUGCCCAAACCUGCCAAUGUUAGCAUGCUGUUUGAUGGAUGCAUAGGAGAGGUCUUCAUCAAUGGAAAGAAGUUGGAUAUAUCAUACAGCUUCACUGAAAGCAGAGCCAUCAGCCAGUGUAAAGAUGUCAGCCCAUGUGACCGCAGGCCUUGUCUGCACAGAGGCACCUGUAUGGCCAGUGCUGAGUACGAGUACCAGUGCCUCUGCGCUGAAGGAUACGAGGGUGACCGUUGUGAAAUAGUAAGGGAGAGCUGUCGAGACUCCUCUCAGUGUCAGAACGGUGGCAGCUGUGUGAAUAACCACUGUGUGUGUCCCGCCGGCUACACAGGCCGGCACUGUGAGAAAGGGCAGGAGUCCAGCUUCACCGAGGCGCUGUGGAAUUUGGAGGGUAAUGGGGGAAAUGACUCUCCUAUUGAAUAUUCUGCAUAUUUCCAUGAUAAUGGAUAUCUGGCCCUUCCAACGCCCAUGUUCCCACGAAGUGCUCCUGACUCUCCAGAGACCAUUGAGUUAGAGAUCAACACUGUCUCUAAAGACGGCCUCAUCAUGUGGCAGGGAGUGGAGCCUGCAGGCGCUCUAAGCCUCCGUAAGAAGCAUGCUAGUAUAAAGGAACUGGGAGGUCAAGGAAAGGGGAAGGACUUCAUAAGUCUUGGUUUACAAAAUGGACAUCUUGUGUUUAGUUACCAGCUGGGCAGUGGAGAGGCUCAGAUUCUCUCCAGAGAGCCAGUCAAUGAUGGACAGUGGCACAUGAUCACUGCAGUCCGAACGGGUAAGCAGGGCUACCUCCAGAUCGAUGGAGGAUCUGUCCAACGUGGACAAUCACAAGGCAAAAGCAUCAUGGUGAACACCAAGGGCAACAUAUACCUGGGUGGAGCUCCAGACAUGAAAGCAUUGACCGGUGGGAAGUACUCAUCAGGUAUCACAGGCUGCAUGAAGAAUCUCUCUCUGAUGAACGCUCGACUAGGAGAACAGCCAGCGCGACCUAUCGACCUGCAGGUCCACGCAGAGGAGGGCAUCAACGUGGAGCGCUGCUUAACAUAGACGCAGUACUAAAACACUAGCAGAGACUACAGAAAAAGACCCCUCAUCCACAUUCACACUGAGACGCUUACAGGACAAACUACAGUCACACUUUAAGAGACAUACUGACACGUGUUUCUUGGUGCUUCACCGCAACCGAAAAAAACACACAAGAAAGGAUUCUUUGCUCUGUGCUGCGUUAAACCAAAAAACGAGAAAGAAAAAGUUAUGAUAUUAACAAGUCUUCAAUUUUUCAGUGUUUUAUGCUCAAUGAAGGACUUAUUAACACAGAAGCUCAGUUUACAUACUCCGAACAGUAGGUUUAUAACCAUGAGAAAAAGAUGACGAAAAAGGUUUAAAAAUAAACGUGAUGAGCCUUCUACGGUGGGUCAGAUCCUAUGGAAUCGGAGAUGUUUUUACAGCACUGAAUUUUAUUUAUAAGCAUAUUAAUCUAUAUAUAUUAUAUUUGUGGGGGGAAAUGCAAGCUAACAAUAACCUGCUCAUUUGUUUUCCUAGCAGUGAUUCUAGGCUCUAAUAAUGCGUGUCUGAGGUUUAGUGCCCGAGCUGUGUUAAUACUUGAAGACUGUGCUGCCUUUUAUUCUGUUUGAGGGCCAGUGGGGGCGAGCAUGCUUAGAUA